Messenger RNA from Trichoderma gamsii, 540 nucleotides. RefSeq lists its product as hypothetical. NCBI's taxonomy places the organism in Eukaryota, Fungi, Ascomycota, Sordariomycetes, Hypocreales, Hypocreaceae. Gene Ontology annotation, molecular function: RNA binding; DNA binding. Gene Ontology annotation, biological process: regulation of gene expression; maturation of 5.8S rRNA. The transcript is spliced from 3 exons. Gene Ontology annotation, cellular component: exosome (RNase complex); nucleolus. Bases 1 to 540 code for a protein of 179 amino acids. The record is from RefSeq and is a predicted model, not a curated record.
AUGUCGGACAUUCCAACCAUUGCGCCGCUCGUGGAGAAGCUGGACUCCCAGUUGGAUAAGUUGGAAGAUGCGCUUGAGCCGUUGCUGGGCAAUCUGAGCGAAAUGGCAUCUCAGCUACCUUUACUGGACAGAGCAAAGCUGUACUCUUUGACAGCAUACGCCAUCGAAUCUCUACUUUUCUCUUCUAUGAAGGUUCAAGGGGCGGACGCGCAGAACCAUGCAGUUUAUGGUGAACUCAAGCGAAUCCAGCAGUAUUUUGCAAAGAUCAAGGCAGCGGAAGAACCCGAUGCCAAACGGACCUUGACCGUUAACCAAGAGGCUGCUGCGCGCAUCCUGAAGGCUGACUUGGCUGAUAACAAAACUUUGAGCGCCAAGCUGGCAGAGAAGAUCGCCGAGGAGCGCGCCAAGGCACUUCUCAAAUCAGCAGCAGAGAGCAAGAAGCGAGGUGCAGACGAGACUGCACAAGCUGCUGGGUCUGAGUCAUCGCCAAGCCAGAACAAGAAGCCCAAAACGAAGGGCAAAGGCAAAAACCGGAACUAG